CUCUCGCCAUCUCGGCGAGCCUGGGGCCGGCGCCGCUCUCGCCCAGGCCCGCCAGGCGGCCUCGCCAGGCAGGGUCGGUCCCAAGGCUUCAAGGCCACUCCUGCGUGUCGUCGACACAUGCCGCGGUCCCGGUCCCGGUCCCGCUCCCCCCGGCCCCGGUCGACGGGCUCUGCGCCGGUCCGCGCGGCGGUGGCGCCGGACGAGGCCGUGAAGCGCGUGCGGAGCUGCAAGCCUUUCCGGCCAUCCCCGUCAUCAAGAUCGAGGACGCCGCCCACGGGGUGCCCCUCGUCAGGGCUCUGCUCGCUGGCGGCAUCGACGUGGCCGAGAUCACGCUGCGGACGCCCUGCGCCGUGGACGCGAUCGGUCAGGUCGCGAGGGAGUUCGGCGACCAGGUGUGCGUUGGGGCGGGGACGGUGCUGGAGCCCGAGCAGGUCGAUCUGGCUGUGAACGCUGGCGCAUACUCAUG
Prorocentrum cordatum is the source of this 466-nucleotide messenger RNA. Lineage: Eukaryota; Dinophyceae; Prorocentrales; Prorocentraceae. The record is from the annotation of a GenBank genome assembly.